AAUUAGCUAGUAGCAAAUUUUACUUUAGCAUUAGCUUUGUCGGAAAACUAGCCGAAACUGGAUACAAUAAGAUCAAAAUUCUUGCUCCAAUAUCCAAACUUUUUCCACCACAGUAGUGGUGACUGUUCAUAUUCACUUGGUGAGAACAUUUGGUAACAAUUCACUAAUUGAGACUCAACAGGACGAGUGAGAAUCGCUCACAUUCUUCAGGGAGAUUUCCACUUAUGGUAAAUAUUUGACUAAUAUGUGUUGCCAAACUAAAGUAGACAUUAAAAUUUAAUAGCUAUUAAACAUUACAUGUACAACACAUAUGCUUGGUUAUAAUGUGAAUUUUAAUGGCUAAAAUUAAUAUUCCAAAUUAAUUUUUAGGUUGUAGUGUAGGGAUCUCAACUUGCGAGAGGAAGACAUUAGUGGUCUUGUCAAAAUCCUCUCUCAACUUCGGUAAAUAACGAUUUACUAAUUUUACUGCAAUGGUUAACCUAGGUGUCUUACAAUAAAGCCAGUAUAAAAUAAAGAUGAACUAAACCAUAAGUAUCUAUAAAAUUUAACCUGAAUAUUUCGUGACUUGGAGUAACUUCAGUGGCAUAUUGAAGUUACACUACAACAACAAUAAUAAUAAUAAUGUGCUUUUUUUUGUGUACAGAUUUUUCUUGGCUUAACAGUAGCGGUUGUACAAGCAGCUAUUUCUGUCGCAUGAAUAAUUUAUCAGCCUCAUAAAUAGAACUCUUCCUGCCACAGAGGCUCUGAGCCUCGACUUGUCCUGCAUGUCCACCAGCUUUGUUUUAGGUUAGUAGGCUAACUCAUGUGGACAGGCGGGGAGAGAGGGGAGGGAGAGGAGUGGAAAAAAAAUCCUAUGCAGGCUGAGAGGACACACUUCUCUCCGUCACGUGUAGCAGCUCUUUGUAAAAGGUUACAGCGGCUGCCUUUAACCCCUUGGAUCCCUGCGCCGCGACCGUGCCGUUAAACAUUUCAACACAUCUGGAGCUUGGAUGUGUCUUUUUCAUCCCUUCUUCUUCUUUUUUCCCCCCCUGCUUUUCUUGUUUACAACUUACACUCGGACUAAUGUAAGCCACGCGCGGACAGCCCCCACGCUGCAGAUGAAGGGUGAGGUCCUGCGUGGGUUCGAGAACAUCUGGAUCAAAUGUUGGGGUUAGAGGAGCCUUUCAUCUUGCAGUCAGCUGCAAAGAGAACAGAGCGAGGAAAGGAAGCUGAGACCAAGGCUCCCCAAGAGACUAACAUGCUGAGGUAGACAGAACGGCCUACAUCCUGCAGCCGGUGUGGAGAUUUAGGACGCUUCGUCUUCAGCUCAGCAUACUGCUGUUCUGCUGUUAAAACAUAUAACAGUCGAGACUGGAGACUGAUCUAAUUCACCUCUGUUCUUUUGGACGCUGAAAGGAGAACCCCGAAAGUGGAUAAAUGAGGGUUGCCAAUGUUAAACUUCACUUGUUCUUCAUCUUUUUGAGACCUCUGGACACUUGAGUCCCAAACGAUAAACAGGCUGCAAGGCGUUUUCAUUACAACCUCAUCAUUUCAAAGUGGCUGCUAUCAGUUGCAAGAAUGGAAAAUUUGACGUUGAAUAAACCCUCAGGGAACAACCUCAACAGCAUCGAGACCUUCGACGGUUACGACGAGACUCUUCAGGGGACACCGGCUCGCUUGGGGCGUCUCAUCAAACCCAAGCCCAAUGUUACCUGCAGACGGAAGCGUCAGUUUAUUUCUGACGAGAAAAAGGAUGCGUCCUACUGGGAGAAAAGGCGCAAGAACAAUGAAGCCGCCAAGCGCUCUCGGGAGAAGCGCCGUCUCAACGACAUGGUUUUGGAAAACCGUGUCAUUGCACUGAAUGACGAGAAUGUGAGACUCAAGACCGAACUGCUCCAGCUAAAGCUGCGUUUUGGCCUCAUCAGCACAGCUUCGUACAUUGAAAAGAGCCAACAGAUCAGCGUGGCAAAUGAUGGCGGAAACGGAGGCUCUUCCUCGUCCUCCUCCUCUAAUCAGUACUACUCCAGCGGUUACUCAAGUGGUUCUCAGGUGAUGAUUAACUCAGACUCCUCGGAAACAGAGCAGUCGGGACACAGCGAUAACCACAGGCAGCUGGUGAAGUACUCUCCGCGUGGCUCCCUCUCUGAUAUGUCCGAUGGCUCCUCGAGGGACAGCCCUGAACCGAUGCCAUUUGAAAUCAAACAGGAGGGAGACAGGCUGGAGAUGGACAUCUCAAGUGACACCACAACUCAGAUUAUGUUCAACAUCCACAGGGGUCCGGCAUCUACGUCCACAAGCCACCGGAUUAAGCAACAUCAGGAGAUGGAUGCUGCGUAUCACCACCACCCGCACCUCCUGCAACAGCAAUCGCAGCCCCAUCAGGUGACAGUCGCUGCUGUCAAAACCACCAGCCAGACUGUCCCUCACCCACCUGCUGCCCAAAGAAGUGUCAUCCUGUACGGCGCCAGCAGUGCCUCCUAUCCUGUUGAUGUUGUGACCAGGCCCCAGGAUGUAGAUCUGCAGGUAGCCUUAAAGCACAAUAGUAUUCAACUGCAGAAGCCCAUCACAGAGACCUCCAUUGAGACUCUAGCUGAGGUAACAAAGCAGCUGGAGAGAAAGACAUUGGACUCUCCUCAGUAUGAGCCAUCAGAGAGCUUUAAUGAGGCUAUAGAGAGAGAGGUGUACAGAGUCUGUCAACCUACUCAACAGCAGGAGGGUGGAUCACCCAAAGAGCUCCUCACUGAACAGGUGGAAGGGGUUAGGCACACCCAGUUGUACCACCAUCUUCAACAACCUCACCAUUCCUACCGCAGUGCACAAGAUGAGGAGCCACCAGUGCUUAGCUACGAGGGUGGACCCAGAGCCGAUGGUUACCUUCAAAGCCAAUCAACGUCGUUAAGUGACGGCGAUCCGUCUGACAAAGAGGCGUCAACAGACGAUGAAGAAUCCCUAUCUUUGUCCUGUUCGGACAUGAGCAGCAUCCACAACCAACAUCUUUCUGGGAUCCUCCAAUCUGGUUCACCUCUUCCCCAGUACCCAGGCUGCUCCCAGAUGCAGGGAUGGGAUCCUCAAGGAGAGGUUCGGGGAACGGCACUUCCCCACAAACUUAGACUCAAACACCGGGCCAUGAGCACCGGAAGUAGCGGCGGCAACUGCUCCGGACAGGAGUCCCCAACCACUCCUCCCUCUGCUACUCCACCUCCUCUCCCUCAGCACCCCUAUCUUUCCCUCUCGCCGUUGCAGAACAUUAAGCGAGAGAGCUCAAGUGGAGCUUGCCAACUGGUGGCGUCAGGAGAAGGUCCAAAGGAGAGUGACAAAAAGGAAAGCGGAGGGCAACGAAACAAGAGGCGAGAUUAGGAGGUGUCACUUUACAACUUGAAGAUUUAAAGUUCUCCCCUAAGACUACUCUGCCAUCAUGCCUUUGCCCUACUAUGAAAUGCCCUUCUGAAUCUCUGAGGACCUAAUUCUGGGCUAUAUUGCCCACCAACUCCCAGAUUCAAGAAAAGAACGGACAUAUUAUAGGCUGUGUAUCAUAUUUGUAUAUGUUGUACAGAUUUAUUUCUUACAUCCUCUCCAUACUUACUGAAGCAUGUUUGUUUAUGGGGUGAGGAGAAAUGGAACUCCCUGUUUUUUUCUACUCUUCUCAUUCAACAGUAUCCAGUAGAAUACACCGGCGAAAGCACACUUUUGAUAUUAUACAAAAAAGGAAUGUAAACAAAAACAACAACAAAAAAAAUCAAUUCACAACAAAUUUGAUACAUAUCCAGCUGUAGAUAAACAUACAAAUGUAUGGGUCUAUGCCUUAACUAUAAUCAGAUGCAAAUGUACACCUGGGAUAUCCCCUCGACCAAAGAAGCACCAACACUACAACUACUAGUUUUCAUGUCUCACUAACUCAUCCCUCACUCUUUCCCUACAAACCAUCUGCAUUAUUUCAUAAGAGAUCAUGUCACAAUUAUUUUUGAAGCACUUCUUUUGUACAUAAAUGUGAUAUAAAUGAAUAUAUGUAUCUAUUUUAAGCAUCUAUUUUAGGAAGAAAAAAAAUACACAUCCAAUAAAAAUGCAACAGGAGAGAUACAUCUAAAAAUGACAGUCCUCUGACAAAUCACAACUAUCGCACAGUAGGGGUGUAAUGAGAACUUGUAGCAAAGAUAUUGCAGCGAUAACCAUUUGCCGACAUCAUGUCACUGCGUCUAGUGAAGUUUGUAAUCUAUUAGUAUGAGCCCUGGGUAUGACGAUUUGUGCUUUCGGUUUGAGAGCUUCUAUGUUUGAGAUUUGUAUUUUGAAGUAUGAAAGGAAGUAGUUCCAGAUUAGCCUUUUGUAUUGACGGAAUCUGCUAAUAAAGACUGCUUGUAGGCUUCCUAACAAGUUUUAAGUUUACAUGGAAGACUCCACAACUUUUAAAUCAUUGGUCUGACAGCAUUUUGGUUACAAUUACAGUGACAUUCCACAUAAAAAUGAUUCAAUUGCGACUAGCUAGCUGCCGACAACGCUAAAGCUGGUACCUGUUUAUGCUUCUGUCUGUCCACGGACAGACCCGUCUAAUGGACACACCGCCAACAAAGCUAAAGUUAGCAUCUGCUUUCAUGCCUCCUAUCAGGGCCAUGAAAAUUCGUUAUCGUGUGUCAUGUUGUCUCAUAAUCUGUGUUGUUACACCCCUACUGUACAGACAUGUUGGUUUUGGUUGCAGCAGGAUGCAUUUAUAUUAAACCUUUCUCUUCUGGUUGUUGAGCUUUGGCAUUAAUCAUUGGUAAAUGUCGUGUUUACACAGAAAUGGCCAUCCGUUGCGGAGAGCCAGGAGCACUGAAAGGAGAAUUUGUUUCUCCCCGAGGCGAAGGCCUCAUUAAAAUGUUUGGAUUAAUGAACCUUUAACCAGCCUUUAAAUAUUUGGUGGAAAUCACCGGCUGCAGGCUGUAAGCCUUUUUUUAGUUUCUUUGAGCUUUAUCGACCAUAUCUUGUUGUUACUAUUCACUGGCCCGAUGUAUUUAUUUCCUUUGCCCGUCAACAUGCCAUUCACUGUACAAACAAAAGAAAAGCACAGGAACGUAGACGGAGAAUGUGUACAGACCCCUUCAGAUACAUAUCAUAGCUUAAAAGUAGAACGUUACAUUCUGGCAAAGGAGACAAAAGCAAGAGGAGUUUAGAAAGAUUCAUGUAGAAACACUGCAGUGCACUGAGACUUAACGUAAACCCUGAAUACCUACUGUUUACUUAUGUCAUGGACUAUGGUUCUGUAAUGUGACCAAAUAUGAUUAUCAAGGCCCAUGACACACAUUGAAAAUUAUUUCUUUAAGGGGCAAGUAUUAUGUUAAACUGACUUUUUUGAAUUUUGCAUCUUGUUGAAUUAUUCCCUUGCCAAAAACACACCUAGAGUGUUGUCUUGAUUUGAGAAAUCCUUUAAUCUCCCUUGGCAACCAUUCAGCUGUGCAGAAAAUGCCUGGGUGGACCAAGCCCCGCCUUCGGGACGCAGCUGCUACUUGAAGGCGGAGUUUCUUAAAGAGCAUGAGCUUUUAAAGAGCUUUUUAAAUUCAAGGCGUUGAGUUACAAAAUUAAAUUUCUUUUAAGUCAUAUUUGACAUAUAUGGCAUGUUUUUUAACAACUGCAGGUAACAUAGUUACAUGAUUAUGCUAUAAAAUGAUACUAUGUGCCUGGAAAACACAUAAUACAGCCCCUCUUAAAAUUAGGCUAAAUAACUUAGUUCCAAAGGCAAAUUCUGCUUACAAUUAAACUGGACUAAAUUUCUUAUCUUGAGCUUUAACUAAAAAGAGGGCUCCAUCCUCGUUUCCUGCCUCUAUUAUGCAUUUCUAGGGGUUGUAAACCCCCUAACUUUCAUGGUAGCUCUGCAACUGGAUUGUGACAAAAUGCCUUCACUGGAUUCUAGUUUAAUGUCUAUGUACCAUGUUUGGCUUCUGUUUUUUUGUUUUGUUUGUUUUUUCCUUUUUCUUUUUGGUGCUUGUGUAUAAAUGUAAAGCUUUCACAAACACUGUAACGUUUGUUUCAUUGGGUUUUGUAUCCUGUUUUCUAGUCCAGGUGACGUUCCGUUAUCCUCUAUGCCGUGUCUUUGCUCCUAGCGACUGUGAUGACAUGUGUUUGCCUCAUUCCUCUUCGUCCCCCUCACUUUUAAAGUGUGUAUUAAAACGGUAAUGUUUGUGGUUUUUUGCUGAUAGUUUUUAUGAAAAAAAAAAAAAACAAACAAAAAAAAAUAAAAAAUAAAACACGGCUACUUUGGUGUGGUGUUCAGAGACGGGUGGUGGUUGGUCCGGCUGGUCAUUACAAUGUAAAGACACUAAAGUUCAUUGUUGAAAGAUGGGAGCGUUUUGAGAAAAAUAAAAAGUGAUGUUGCCCUGUCGACAUAUCAAUGAA
Messenger RNA from Gambusia affinis (western mosquitofish), 6342 nucleotides. RefSeq lists its product as uncharacterized. Bases 1558 to 3336 code for a protein of 592 amino acids. Gene Ontology annotation, cellular component: nucleus. The transcript is spliced from 2 exons. Gene Ontology annotation, molecular function: DNA-binding transcription factor activity; DNA binding. Gene Ontology annotation, biological process: regulation of DNA-templated transcription; circadian rhythm. NCBI's taxonomy places the organism in Eukaryota, Metazoa, Chordata, Actinopteri, Cyprinodontiformes, Poeciliidae. The record is from RefSeq and is a predicted model, not a curated record.